AUGUCUCCAAUAAAGGACUUCACUAUGAGAUAUGAAGCUCUCAACCCAGAGAGCUUCUUCUCCCAGGGCGACACCAUCACAGGCACAGUGACUGUGACUUUGACUAAAGACACCAAGGUCAAGAGCCUCUUCCUCAAAGCCAAAGGGGACGCGCGCGUCCGCUGGACAGAUGUAGACGGAGAGGAUGUGGUAAUGCACCGCGCGACCAAGAGAUAUUUCAAAGUGAAAGAAUACCUGGUCUCAGAAGCUUUCAAAGACACUGUACUUCCCCGAGGAGUCAAUCACUUCAAGUUCAACCUUACAAUCCCCCUGGUGGACAUGCCAUCAUCGUUCAAGGGGCGUCAUGGAAAGAUCGUGUACACGCUCGAGGCUAAGCUGUCCAGGUCCUGGCAGUGGCCUUUAAGACGACAAUGCGAGAUCAGGUUUUUUUUCAAAUACGGUUCAGUGAACAAAGACAUGGGGAUUUUUUCGAAGAGAGAGGUCAAAAUGUUUGCGACUGUCGACAGACGGAUUUACUCUCCAGGUGACACUGUGUCAGUUUUUGUCAACAUCCACAACUCCUCUUCCAAACAAAUGAAGCCCAAAUUCAGUUUACGGCAGGAAACAAUGUACAGCACCAGAGCCUCCACUAAAACUUGUGACACAAUUCUAUGCAAAAUGGUUGGGAACAAAAUCAGUGCGAAAUCACAGGAAAUGGUCUCCUGCCAGUUGAAGAUUCCUGAUGAUACCAUCUACACCGUCGUGAACAGUGAGCUUGUCUCAGUUCAAUAUUACCUCAAGGUGUAUUUGGACAUCAGCUUUGCUACUGACCCAGAGGUGGUGUUUCCACUGGUCAUCGCUCCCUCUUCCAUUGCUAACGUAGUGCUUCGAGAGGCUGUGGAGACGAACCCAGCUGGUGCCUCUGGGGGCCCGAGCUAAAGCGACUUCCCUCCCUCUGCUUUACCUGCCGAAAAUCACACAUAACAAUCAGUGGCCACACAACUAUGCUUCUCCAUACAGUUUUUCCACAUGCGUCCUUCCUCUGAUGAUGUUACUCAUUCUGAGAUACAACUGUCCUUUACUGCUCCUUCAGAAUAGUAAUAAUCAGAGUAAUAAUUUACUGGCAAUUAGAACUCAGGGAAUCCAGAAAACUAAAACUCAGGGAGAAAAGUAGACUAAAGAGGGAACACAAGUCUCUCAAAGGUUCACAGGGGCGGACUCAUGAUACAUAAUUUGGUUUGGGGACUGAGGAGGGAACAACCUAGAUAUUUUCACUUGGUCCUUAACUUUUAAUUUUGAUCUUUAUUUAUUCAUGCACAUGUAAUGGAAAAUUCCACUGAUCAAUGUCUUACUACUGUUUUGACUGUUUUCUGUGCACUUAGCUGAUGCAACCUCAAAGUUCCACCACCUGUUGACCUUUAUUUGUGCAACUGUGUGCUGGGUUUGAUUCCUCUUUCUGUAACAGUGAUGCCAGACAGCAGACGUUUUCCUGUCGGCUUUCUGUUUUGUUUCAUGUU
Molecule: messenger RNA, 1496 nt
Organism: Hippoglossus stenolepis (Pacific halibut)
Lineage: Eukaryota; Metazoa; Chordata; Actinopteri; Pleuronectiformes; Pleuronectidae
Product: arrestin domain-containing protein 3-like
Exons: 6
Coding region: 1-918 (305 amino acids)
Biological process (GO): protein transport
Cellular component (GO): cytoplasm; plasma membrane
Source: RefSeq, a predicted model, not a curated record